GGUCUCAUUAGCCCCCCUCGUCAGGUGCUCGCGGGCGGGGCGUCGCGCCCUGCUCAGUGUGAGGCUCGGAGAGGAGUGCAGCUCCGCCUUGGGCUCCGCACAACGGGGCUUGAUGGGGGCUGCACAUGGGGCUGCACAUGGGGCUGCUUCAGGUGCGGUUUCUGGCCGUGCUCCUCCUCGAGGCGGUCGUCGUACACGUCCGCCCUGAGCUCCACCUGGAGAAUGGCUCCUCAGUUGGCGGGCCGCUGCAGCAGGCGGACUCUACCGCGGCGGGCAUCCCGACGACGCCUUCGGCCCUGGUGACGGACACACGCGGCGGCGCCCUCCUGGUUACUGACCUUGUCGACAGACAUCUCGAGGCGAACAUACCCGCCUUCCCCGUGCCCAACUCUCUCGACGCGACCCCUCGCCCCGCCCCGACGGGGACGUCACCGCCCUGGCCAACCACGCUCCUCCACGCGACGCCGACGCAGCCCCUCUCGGAGUGGGGCAGCGCGCCUGUGAACGCCGUGGCCGUGCACCUCCCCGUCGUCCCGGUGGCAGCCGCUGACAAGCCGGGGCAUCAGGCUCACCAGGCGCAGGGCGGUCACCGCCACCCCCCUUGCCAGCCGGGCCUGCAGCGCCCGGGCCGCUGCGAGGUCAGCGUGCGCUCGAUUGGCGACGGCAACCGGGUGGUCUGCUCCGGCGGACUCCACAAGAUCUCGCGGACACGGAGCCACAAGAAGACCACGGCCCUGGUGCUCUGCUACUGGCCGGAGGACACGUUCGACCCCAGCAUGCUGACCAUGUUCGAGCGGCUCGAGCGCCUCCGGCUCUCCGACAGCAACAUCACCGAGGUGCUGGACUUCCCGUACCACGAGCACCUGCAGGAGCUGGUGCUGUCCGGGCUGGGGCUCACCUGGGUCGGCGACGACAUCUUCAUGGGGCUGCGGCGCCUGCGCGUCCUGGACCUCAGCCGCAACCUCCUGAGCUCGCUUGACAGGACCUGCGUGCUGCGCCUGCCGAGCCUCCAGCAGCUACUCCUCGCCGGCAACCCGUGGCGGUGCACGUUGAGGCUGGCCUGGCUGGCGGAGCCCGCCGCCCGCCGGCUCGUCGCGGACGCGGACGGGAUGCAGUGCGGCGCGGCCCUCUGGCCCCGGAGGCCCGUCCUGCCCGUCCUCACGCUGCUCAAGCGCGUGUCCGACGAGUGCCCGGCCAGCAACCCGUGCUCCUGCGAGUUGACGGGCGUCGUCAGGGACGCGAGGGAGGCGCCCCGAGGCGCGCCCCGCGACCCCGGGGGCGGCGGCGGCGGCGAGCUCCUGCCCAUCAUCACGGUCAACUGCAGCCACCGCAGCCUGGGCGCCAUCCCGGGGCGCCUGCCCGCCAACACCACCACGCUGCUGCUGCGAGGGAACAAGAUUACGAGCGUACGACCCCUUGUGGACCUUCACGCCAGCGUCCUCGACGUGUACCUGGACGACAACCAAGUGGAGUCCAUCGCCGACCUCGAGGGGUCGCCUUGGCUGGCCAACUUUAGGGUGCUCAGCCUGAGGGCCAACAAGCUCGAACAGCUGCCGACUUAUGCCCUGGACAACGCCCUGGAGAGGAACGACCACGUGGUCAGGGUGUACCUCGGGCUCAACCCCUGGCGAUGUGACUGCCAGUUCACGCCCACGUUCCAGGAACUGCUUGCCAAAUACAAGCCCCUCAUUCAGGACUGGGAUGAUAUCCGUUGCGCCGCCGUCGAGGGUGACGACAAUUCGAUGAAGAAGAUACACGCGUUGAGUCGGCGCGCUGUCUGCCGCGAGGAGGGGGAGCCGCGGGUGUCGGCCCUGGACCUGCUGAACGCGGCGCUGGGCGUGUCCCUGGCGGCCGUGCUCGCCAAGCUGGCCUUCGACUUCUGGCGGUAUCGACGGUACGGCAGGCUGCCCUGGAUCGCCACCAAGCUGCCCUAGGUGGCGCAGCAAUAAUUUUGACCUCUAUGUGGUGACAGGUUUGAACAAAAAAACGUGCUGCCCUAUCAAUAGAUAAAUAAUUUAUGCAAUAAAUAAUAAUCAUCACAAACGUUCAAAAAAUGCAGUGAAACAAAUAGGGUACAUGUACUCAUAUAAAGACGUGUUCCUAGUAGUCUUUUCAGUUAUAGCGUUAUAGUUUGCAAGUACUGAGAUCGUAUAAGCGCGACGAGCUAUGCCAUGCAGCCCUGCGGCGAGGCGGAUCAUGAGAGAAGGGCGCCCUGGAGU
Frankliniella occidentalis (western flower thrips) is the source of this 2219-nucleotide messenger RNA. It is a transcript of the gene swi2, whose product is annotated as protein singed wings 2. The coding region runs from base 126 to 1934 and encodes 602 amino acids. Gene Ontology annotation, cellular component: plasma membrane. NCBI's taxonomy places the organism in Eukaryota, Metazoa, Arthropoda, Insecta, Thysanoptera, Thripidae. The transcript is spliced from 9 exons. Gene Ontology annotation, molecular function: protein binding. The record is from RefSeq and is a predicted model, not a curated record.